Molecule: messenger RNA, 1858 nt
Organism: Oryza sativa Japonica Group (Japanese rice)
Lineage: Eukaryota; Viridiplantae; Streptophyta; Magnoliopsida; Poales; Poaceae
Source: RefSeq, a predicted model, not a curated record
CUGCUACUAGUAGUACCACUAUAGAAAAAGAUCAGGUCAGAAUUAUUAUUACAGUAAAUAAAAAAGAAAAUAAAUGCAAAGAUAGAAGAGAAUAGUAGUAGUAUAGUGAGUCUCGUCGCAGUGAGAGAGAGAGAGGAGUCGAGUAGAUAGAUAGAUAGAUCGGCGUGGGAGAAGACGACAUCGCCGGCGACGAGACCAGAUCGAUCGCCGAGGUAUCGCCUCCCUCCCCGACCGAGCAGGGUCGCCGCCGUUCGUUCCUCUUGCUGCUUCCGCCGCAUCCAUCCUGCGGGGACUAAACCUUGAAGCAUCUGGGCUGUUGUUUCACCAUUGUAGUGGAUUCCACUUCGGAACUGAACUUUUCUAGUUGUUUCCGUGACAAUGAAAACUCACGAGAGAGCUGCUAAUUUGGCCCUUGCAGGUUUGAGCUUGGCACCCCUUGUGGUUAAAGUAGAGCCAAAUGUGAACGUCAUAUUGACAGCAUGUCUUGCUGUCUAUGUGGGCUGUUACCGUUCUGUCAAGCCGACUCCACCCUCUGAGACAAUGUCCAAGGAGCAUGCUAUGCGGUUUCCUUUGGUGGGAAGUGCUAUGCUUCUCUCUCUGUUCCUUCUAUUCAAGUUUCUCUCGAAAGACUUGGUCAAUGCUGUUCUCACUGCCUACUUUUUCAUCCUUGGCAUUGCCGCUCUCUGUGCAACAUUGCUGCCUUCCAUAAAACGAUUCCUUCCAAAAGAAUGGAAUGAUAAUGCCAUCGUUUGGUGUGCUCCAUUUUUCCACUCGCUCUCAGUGGAGUUUACCAAGUCUCAAGUUGUUGCAUCAAUCCCAGGAUUUUUCUUUUGCAUAUGGUAUGCUGCGAAGAAGCAUUGGCUAGCAAACAAUGUUUUGGGGAUUUCUUUCUGCAUUCAGGGAAUUGAGAUGCUAUCACUUGGAUCAUUCAAAACUGGUGCUAUUCUCUUGGCUGGCCUCUUUUUCUAUGAUAUUUUCUGGGUUUUCUUCACUCCUGUUAUGGUCAGUGUUGCAAAAUCAUUUGAUGCACCGAUAAAGCUUCUAUUUCCAACAGGAGAUGCUGCACGCCCAUUCUCUAUGCUUGGGCUUGGUGACAUUGUGAUACCUGGUAUAUUUGUUGCGCUAGCACUGCGGUUUGAUGUCUCAAGAGGAAUUAAGAACCGCUACUUCAAUAGUGCAUUUUUGGGUUAUACGGUGGGUUUGACCGUGACGAUAAUUGUGAUGAACUGGUUUCAAGCCGCACAGCCUGCCCUCUUGUACAUUGUUCCUGGUGUGAUUGGUUUUGUUGCUGUUCACUGUUUAUGGAAUGGAGAAGUCAAGCCACUCCUGGAGUACAACGAGUCAAAGGCUGAAGAGGAAGAUGCUGUUGAAGAAGAUACUGAUAGCAAACAGAACAAAAAGGAGGAGUAGCACUCUAACAGCAGGGCAAGAAAAGGCAGAAAUUUCAUGUAAGGUCGUCGGCAGCUAAGUAGGCUGGAUGACCUCUCGGAUACCAGCUCACUUAAGAACUUAGAAAUGAUUCGCAUGAUAGAAACCCUUUUUUGAUUUAAGAAUUGUUUGGUCUGGUGAUUAGAAGAGAAGAGAGUAGAUUCUUAAGAGGCCUGCCAAUAUGGUCCAGUGGCUUGACUUUACCCGGUACCCCUUUUGCUUUAGUACUGACUUAUAAUGGUGGUACAAAGGAUUUACCUGAAUUUUUGGUCUGGCAAAUAGCGGUUUGUGAUAUCUUUCUUGGUACCUUCUCUUGUUUGAUUGACAAAACCAUGCAGAUGCAUCCCAUCUUCCGUUUGGAACUAUGGAAGUUUCUUUUAUGAGGAAUUGCACUCUUUCUCGCAAAAGGCUUGAAAGACCAAAUUAUUUG